Molecule: messenger RNA, 2064 nt
Organism: Aspergillus terreus NIH2624
Lineage: Eukaryota; Fungi; Ascomycota; Eurotiomycetes; Eurotiales; Aspergillaceae
Product: peroxisomal copper amine oxidase
Exons: 3
Coding region: 1-2064 (687 amino acids)
Biological process (GO): amine metabolic process
Molecular function (GO): quinone binding; primary methylamine oxidase activity; copper ion binding
Source: RefSeq, a predicted model, not a curated record
AUGGUCCUCGACCGCCUCCAACAGUUGACUCAUCAGGUCACCGCGACCUCGCCUCCUCCUCACCCCUUUGAUCCUCUCUCUACUACCGAAAUCGAUACUGUUGUUGCACUCGUCCGCAAGGAACAUGGCAAGGUUAACUUUAACGCCGUCAGUCUCUAUGAGCCCCGCAAAGCGGAGAUGAUGGCAUGGCUUGCAGACCCUGAGAAUGCUCCUCGUCCAGCACGUGCGGCCGAUGUGGUUGCCAUUGCGCCUGGUGGAAAAGUCUAUGAUGGAAUCGUCGAUCUCAACCAGAAGAAGAUCAUCCAGUGGCAGCAUACUCCUGGGGUUCAGCCUCUUAUCACCAUGGAAGAUCUCCAAGAAGUCGAACACAUUGUCCGCAAGGACCCCAAGGUGAUCGAGCAGUGUGAGAUUAUUGGGAUUCCCAAGGAGGAUAUGGACAAGGUGUACUGCGAUCCUUGGACAAUCGGAUACGAUGAGCGGUUCGGAACGGAUGUUCGCUUGCAGCAGGCGCUCAUGUACUACCGUCCCCAUGUCGAUGACUCUCAGUACACCUUUCCCCUGGAUUUUUGCCCGAUCUACAAUGCCGAGACAAAGGAGAUCAUUCACAUUGACAUUCCGCCUGUGCGACGACCUCUCAGCAAGGCCGCUCCCAACAAUUACCACCCCGAAUCUGUCGAGAAGGAAGGUGGCUACAGAACCGAUCUGAAGCCUAUCAACAUAACCCAGCCCGAGGGUGUCUCCUUCAAGAUGAACGGACGCGUCAUCGACUGGCAAAACUGGAACAUCCACGUUGGCUUCAACUACCGCGAGGGUAUCGUGCUCAAUAACAUCACAUAUAAUGACAAGGGCAACGUCCGCCCGGUGUUCUACCGUCUGUCUCUCGCCGAGAUGGUGGUUCCCUACGGAAACCCGGAGCACCCUCAUCAGCGUAAACACGCGUUCGACUUGGGCGAGUAUGGAGGCGGCUACAUGACGAACAGUCUGUCUCUGGGCUGCGACUGCAAGGGUGCCAUCCACUACAUGGAUGCUGCAUUUGUGAACCGUGCUGGUGCUAGCACCGUUGUAAAGAACGCGAUUUGCAUUCACGAAGAGGACGCUGGUAUCCUGUUCAAGCACACCGAUUUUCGGGACGAGUCUAUCAUUGUGACCCGUGGCCGGAAGCUGGUCAUUUCCCACAUCUUCACUGCCGCCAACUAUGAGUACUGCGUGUACUGGAUCUUCCACCAGGAUGGAACUGUCCAGCUCGACAUCAAGCUGACCGGAAUUCUGAACACCUACGCGAUGAACCCUGGUGAGGAUACCAAGGGCUGGGGUACCGAAGUCUACCCGGGUGUCAACGCCCACAACCACCAACACUUGUUCUGUCUCCGCGUGGACCCCAACAUCGACGGCCCCAAUAACACUGUCUUCCAGGUUGAUGCAGUUCGUGGCCCCGGGGAGGUCGGUAGCGCCGAAAAUAAGUACGGAAAUGCCUUCUACGCCAAGAAGACGAAGUAUACCACUCCUCUCGAGGCCAUGUCUGACUACGACGGCUUCACCGGAAGAACUUGGGAAAUGGCCAACACCAACAAGCUCAAUCCUUACAGCAAGAAGCCCGUGUGCUACAAGCUUGUCAGUCGUGAGGUGCCUCCUCUCCUCCCGAAGGAGGGUGGGCUGGUGUGGAAGCGCGCCGGUUUCGCCAGACAUGCUGUCCAUGUCACCAAAUAUUCCGACGACCAGGUCCAUCCUGCCGGUCGCCACGUUCCUCAGACCUCCGGCGAGCCCUCUCAGGGUCUGCCUGCAUGGAUUGAAGCGGAUCCCAAUUGCUCCAUUGACAACGAGGACAUUGUUCUCUGGCAUACUUUUGGCCUGACGCACUUCCCCUCGCCUGAGGACUAUCCUAUCAUGCCAGCAGAACCCAUGACUCUACUCUUGCGGCCGCGGAAUUUCUUCACCCGCAACCCGGUCUUGGAUGUGCCUCCAAGCUAUGCCCGUACGCCAUCCCAGAUCGCCUCAGGGGCGAAUGCGUGCGCUUGCAAGAAGGGCGAUGGGUCGAGCGUUUUGGCUCGAGACUUGCUUGUUUGA